Messenger RNA from Podarcis muralis (Common wall lizard), 999 nucleotides. The record is from RefSeq and is a predicted model, not a curated record. NCBI's taxonomy places the organism in Eukaryota, Metazoa, Chordata, Lepidosauria, Squamata, Lacertidae.
GCACAGCCAAGCCGUCUACUACCUGUUUGCCGGUCCCUCCCCUUAUGAAACUGGUCGGGCCGCUUUCCCGGGUCUCUCUCACCUGGGCCACUCCUCCUUCCUGCCCGGGCCGCCUUCCCCGCUGUCCUUCCUCGCCCUCUUCCUCCCUCCAUUUCCCCGGACGGGGUUUUGCCUGGAAGGGCACCGUCCCGGCUCCCCUCCUCUUCCUGCCCUCCCGGGUUGCCUCGCUGUGACUUGGGAGCUUUUGCGCCGUCCAAAAUCUCCCACCCACCACCCCACACUUUUGCUUUUUUGCAGCGCCCUUCCCGAUCCUGAAGCUCGCCCCGCUCCUCCCUCUUGGGAAGCAGCCCCGACGUGCCGCGCGGCCCCCCUGGACGACGGGCGCCGCCGAUCCCCGGCCAUCAUGGGCUCCCCCUCGGGGCUGGGCCGCUGCCGGCUGGCCUUGGCCUUCGCGGUGCUCAUGGACGCCGCGGGCACCGGGGCGCUGCUGACGGGCAUCUUCGCGCGGCUGCGCCUUCGGGGCCGCGACUUCGGCGACCUGCUGAUCUACUCGGGCGCCGUGCUGGUCUUCCUGAGCCUGCUGGGCUGGAUCAUGUGGUACACGGGCAACAUCGAGAUCGCCCCCGAAGAGCUGGCCAGGGACUACGGCGCCAAGGGCGGCACGCUGGCCCGCCUGGCCAGGAAGAUCUCGAGGACGUGGUCCCGGCGCCAGGACACUCGGCUGGCCAUGAGGACGGUGCAGAGCAGCCGGGAAGCCGCCUAGACGAGGUGUCCUGCUUGCCAUUAACUGGAGGAUCUUCUGGCCCACUUGCGGGAUGAAUGAAUGGACUCGCCAGGUUGGAUGAUGUUCUCCUGGGACUGGACCUGACCUUUGACCAUAUCCCAGGAAAGGGAUAUUAGACUCAUCUCUUCGCCAGCUGCGCCCACCUUCAUCCAGUAGUAUCUGUGUGGGUUUUGCUUUACAUACAUUUCAACAAUGCAUUCCUCCCCCCAACCCCA